Messenger RNA from Linum tenue, 321 nucleotides. NCBI's taxonomy places the organism in Eukaryota, Viridiplantae, Streptophyta, Magnoliopsida, Malpighiales, Linaceae. The record is from the annotation of a GenBank genome assembly.
AUGAAGCCACUAGCAGCUUACUACUCCACUUGCCUUCUUCUUCUCCUCUCCAUCAUCAUUCUCUCCCAACAGAUUCACUCCAUUGAAGCAGCGAGGGGCUUCAAACUCAUCAACCAAAAUACCCUCCACAGCAACACCGCGAAAGGCUCUUUCACUACUAUUGUAGCCGAGGUGGAAGAGACUGCUAUCACUAGUCCACCACCGGCAACCUCCGAGCCACAGCAGCCUCCGGCCGCAGCCGCCCCCGGCCGCGGCACCGAUGAUUUCAGGCCCACCACUCCCGGCCACAGCCCCGGCGUUGGACAUUCUACGCACAACUAA